AUGAGCUAUGUGUGGCAACCUGAGAAUGCUAUCACCAUCAUCCAAGCAGCUAAGGAUGCGACCAGAGAUUACAGAGUGAAGAGCUUAAGUGCCAGCUCUGACCAGUAUCAAAAAGGAGAUGAUAUAUUUGGUAACAUUCUACUUUGCUAUGUAGUUGACCUAGUCCCUAAUGACUACAUCUACACGAUGUGUAACAAUGGUGUCCGCCAGAGGCCGCGAGCCACUGUGCGCACGCGCCGCAGCCCAGCCCCCAGGGCGCUCUCCCCGGCGCGCCGCCCUCUGGGCGUUCCCUGCCCUAGCCGAGCGUGGCGGAGGGCCCACGAGGCCGCGCUGCGGCUGCUGCUGUGCAGGCCCUGGGCCGUGGGCGCCGCCUCCAGCCCGAAACCCCGCGCCUCGGAGGUGCUGACGCAGCACCUGCUGCAGCGGCGCCUGCCGCACUGGACCUCCUUCUGCGUGCCCUACAGCGCGGUCCACAACGACCAGUUUGGCCUGUCGCACUUCAACUGGCCCGUGGCGGGCGCCAACUACCACGUCCUGCGCACCGGCUGCUUCCCCUUCAUCAAGUACCACUGCUCCAAAGCGCCUUGGCAGGACCUGGCCCCGCAGAACCGCUUCUUCACGGCUCUCAAGGUCAUCAAUCUGGGUAUUCCAACUUUAUUAUAUGGACUUGGCUCCUGGUUAUUUGCCAGAGUCACAGAGACUGUUCAUACCAGUUACGGACCAAUAACAAUCUAUUUUCUAAAUAAAGAAGAUGAAGGUGCCAUGUAUUGAAAAUGUGUAUUGGAAAAUACAAAUGUCAAUGAAUUUGUUCCAAGCAUGUGUGUGUGAAAUAUUUAUUUUUGAUUCUUUAAAAUAAAAUGCCGGCAAACA
Molecule: messenger RNA, 870 nt
Organism: Myodes glareolus (Bank vole)
Lineage: Eukaryota; Metazoa; Chordata; Mammalia; Rodentia; Cricetidae
Gene: C4H15orf61
Product: chromosome 4 C15orf61 homolog
Source: RefSeq, a predicted model, not a curated record